Molecule: messenger RNA, 642 nt
Organism: Xylaria bambusicola
Lineage: Eukaryota; Fungi; Ascomycota; Sordariomycetes; Xylariales; Xylariaceae
Product: mitochondrial ribosomal protein L51
Exons: 3
Coding region: 1-642 (213 amino acids)
Cellular component (GO): mitochondrion
Molecular function (GO): structural constituent of ribosome
Source: RefSeq, a predicted model, not a curated record
AUGGUGAACCCAGGAAAGCGUAUGAACAUAUUACAAGCCCUUUUGGCAUUAAGGCAUGGCCCCGGCGCUGCGAUACUCCCACCCGAGAUAACGAGGAUACAUAUGGAUUUUGCGACAAAAUGGAAUGACGGACACUUAGGACCAAGGAAGUUUUGGAGAUCAUGUCUACCGCGUCUCAAAUUCUGGAACCCAGCGAUUCCAAUGCUAGUGAACCGGUCCGAAAAUCAAGCUGGCCCCGCGACAAUGUCCAUCUACUUCCGUCAAAACUCCUCAUCCUCAGAUCCUAUAUCUACGACCGAACUCGUCCGUAACAUGCUGCCUCUAGCUCAACAACCACAUUCGAGCAUAGAAAACGAACAUCCAGCCCCACCGCCCGAGGAAGGCGAGCGAGUCGUGACGAUCGACAUGAAGAACGUGCACUCAGACGUGAUCCUCAGCGAAUUCCUAGAAAAGACCAAUGCGACAGUCAUCCACCCUACUCCUGACGAGUUAGUCGAAAUGAAACAAGUCGAAGAGCGCAAGGAGCGGGGAGCCAUCGAUCGCGCCAUUGUCAAGAAAUACAUUGAUGACAAGCGGUCCGAGGAGCGCAUGUUAUCGCUCGCUAAGCAAGAAGCUGAAGCCAUCAAGGCUGCGAACCAGUAA